AUGAUAUCCUCCGCCGUCCUGAUCCCCGAGGAGGCCCAACUUGAAGCCCAGCCUCCGGCCGAAUCACAACAUGCCAGUACCGACCGAGAAGCAAGCAAUCCCCUCAAACGGCGCCCAUCGUCGGCGUCGAUCUCGUCCGAAUCCAGCAAAAGACCACGCCUUGACGGGCGAGCGCCAUCCUCGAACCAUGAUGCAGCCUCCGCAUCCCCGUCUGCAUUUGCAGAACGUUCCUCCAAGGAAUCUUACCCUGUCGCAGACUCGUCUAGGGGACAGGAUCAAGGCCAGGCAAUGUCUCCUCCUCCCCCUCCCCCUCGACACCAACCAGAACCCCGAUGCCGUUCAACAGCCGAGGGCAUCGAGCAGGACAAGUCGCGCAAUCGCCGUCUCUUUGGCGCACUGCUAGGCACGCCAUCGCAGUCUGCUCGACCGACGAGACAAAAAUCGACAGGGUCAGGGUUAGCAUCAGCCUCGGCGGGUGCGGCUGCGACUUCGGCGGCGACGCGCAACUCUCGUCGGGAAGAGAUCGAGAACCGGCAGCGGGAACGGCUGAGGCGCGAGAACGACGAGAUGGCCGAGCAGGCACGCAGAAAGAAGGACGAACUCGAUCGCGUAAGACGAAUAGAACAGGGCCAAUGGGACGAGGAGGGGAUGAAGAUCAGACAUGGCAAUUUGAGGGCCACUGCUUGUUUCUUACGGACGACGGCUGAACCGAGACUGUAUUAUAAACCUUGGGAACUCCGUCCUCAUGAAGAAGAGACGAUAAACCGCCAAAUCGAAGACGCCGAACACACCAUCCAGCGCGAACUUGAAGAAAUCGAUGCAAAACGACAGCAGCAGAAGGAUCAGCAGCAGCAACAACAACAACAACAACAACAACAACAACAACAACAACAACAACAACAACAACAACAACAACAACAACAGUCAGACGGGACCUCCAGUGAUGCACCCAACCCAAAAAGCCCGAAUAGGACAAGACACGAACAGAGACAGAACGGGAGUGCAGAUGUGGAACAGGACAAGGACAAGGACAAGGACGACGGCCAGGGACAGACAGAUGAAGUCAACGAGUCUCGAAAUGGACAUGCCGAUAGAGAUCGCAACAACAAUUCACCACUUCCGGCUCCAGCUCCAGCUCCAGCUCCAAAGGAACUAAAGGAUAACCUAGAAGAUUCACAGCCUGAUCCUUCAAACCGUGCUGAUGGCGACGUCCAGCUCUCCGACGACACCCAGCCACCACUUUCGCACGACCACGACCACGACCACGAACACGACCACGAGCAAGAGCAAGAGCACCAAGACGACGCUGCGACAGGAAACGGCGGUGGCGGAGGUGGAGAGGAUCAGCCGACCAGCAAAGACGACGACCAUGGCGGCGAAGAGCUCGAGCAAGGACGCGAAGAUGAUGUUAUCUACUAA
Messenger RNA from Capronia coronata CBS 617.96, 1419 nucleotides. RefSeq lists its product as uncharacterized. The transcript has 2 exons. Bases 1 to 1419 code for a protein of 472 amino acids. The record is from RefSeq and is a predicted model, not a curated record. Lineage: Eukaryota; Fungi; Ascomycota; Eurotiomycetes; Chaetothyriales; Herpotrichiellaceae.